Messenger RNA from Encephalitozoon intestinalis ATCC 50506, 1545 nucleotides. RefSeq lists its product as uncharacterized. The transcript has a single exon. The record is from RefSeq and is a predicted model, not a curated record. Lineage: Eukaryota; Fungi; Microsporidia; Unikaryonidae. Bases 1 to 1545 code for a protein of 514 amino acids.
AUGGCUAUGGAUGCGGAGAGCCAGGAGCCAGGCAACCCCGGCAAAGAGUUCAAUGCAGUGGAUGUGAUAAACAAGACAUAUGCAAAUGCUACCGAGUAUGAUCUGAAUGAUGCGUUGAUAUUCUUGACAAAGGUGAUAAAUAGAACAAAGGUUAGAAAUAAGCAGCUUGUGAAGCAGCACUUUGGAAAGUUUGUGCAGUGUAGAACAGUUUUAGAAGAGAUUUGGGUAGAUAUCAAGCAGAAAGGAUAUGAUAAGGAAUUCACCACAGAUCUUGAAAACAACAUUAAAGUGGUUGAAGAAAAGUUCAGGAAGAUGACCUCAGGAAUAUCUGAUGAUGUGGAAGGGAAGAUAGAGGGAGGAAGAAGGGAGUACUACAUGAAGAAAUAUUCUUUAUUGUUCAAUGUCAAGUUUUAUCUUCGAAGAAAUCUCCAUAAUCUCGAGAGGUUUGUUGACAUAUACAAAGGCGCCAUGGAGAUGUAUUUGGAACUGAAGAACUCUGUGUAUAUACAGAAGGUUUGGAAUUCCAUCCACGAUGAAAGAUGCGAAUUCCUAGAAAUCAUCUACAGGAAUAUUCAGAGGCCUGGAUGCACCUUCCAUGAGGCACUUUACUACUUUGAUUUGUAUUUUAAGGUUUGCGAGCACAAGUCCGAACAUAAAAUUAUGAAUACUCUAUUAGUCAACUUCAAGGAAAAUAGUACAAAGAGUUUAGAACUAUCUUAUCUAGAUGAGGAAGAGUGUCUGAAAGAAAUUACAAGACACUAUCUGAAGAUUAUGGGGAGGGUUGAUGGAAAGAUCCAAAUCCUAGCAACGGAUCACUAUUUUGAAUGUAUUGAAAAGAUUUUGUACAACAAGGAACUACUUUUCAUCAAGGUGUGGAUAAGAAAACUAAAAGAAAACACAAAGGUGGUCGAGCUUUCAUCAGAUGCCAAAAUGGUUUACUUUUCUCAUCUUAAGAGGGUCAAGACCAAAGUGAUUGACGAUGGGUUUAGAAAGAUACCUUCUGUAACAGUUGAGACAUUUAAAGAUGCAAUGGCACACAUGGAGGAUGUUUUCAAUCUUUUUAUUGAUGUUGUUUCCAAAGAAGAGAAAAGACAUCUAAAAAAUAAGGUACUGGAAUAUAUAGAUAAAUGCUAUGAGUCGGUGGAGCUAAAAAAGUUCUCUGAUCUCGAAUCUGUAAUAAAGGACAUCUACGAAACGAAGCAUUUGCUGGGACCUCCAGACUCGGAAGAUGUUAAAGACUUGUACAAGAUGAUAAACAAAUACAUGGAGGGCCAUGCCACAAAAAUAAUAGGAAUAGUGAAAGGAAUGAUUGAGCAAAAAGCAUCGGACGUACAGAUUCUGAUGGAGAUUGUAAGAAUUAUAGAAGAGAUGCCGAUGGAGCAUCUAAGGAUCUUAAGGCGUAUAAAACCAUUGGUAGAAGGGCAUUCCAUAGUUAUGUACUACUUGUCUAAUAUUCUUGCGUUUGAGCCACCAAGGUUGUCCAAUGACCUCCGGAAGAAAGUAGAUGAGAUUGGAGAUCAAUUUGGAUUUUUAUUGAACACUUGA